UCAUUUAUUUUAAGCAUUCUCUUCGUGUAAAAGAUAGUUGGUUAUUAUGUGCAAGACAAAAAUUAAAAAAAAAUGAUCAAGAUUUUGAUGAUUUAACUGAACGAUAUAAAAAUUAUUUAAAAUGGUUAAUAAAUUGGUCUUGUUCGAAUUUAUAUUUGGAAGGAUCUUAUGCUCAACGUCAUUUAUCUAUUUUAAUUCUUCAUUGGUUAAUUCAUUUACAUGGAAAUCAAGGAAUUGAAACUAUUUGUCAAAAAUUAAAACUUUAUAUAUUUAUUGAAUUAAUUGAUAAAAAUUCUAUGGAAUAUUUAUUCAAUUGUUUAUGGGAUACAUAUGAAGAUAUACGUCAAUACUCUCUUGAUAUUAUAAUUAAAUUGAAUGUAAGUUUUUAUUUCUUUCAUAAAUAA
Rotaria sp. Silwood2 is the source of this 404-nucleotide messenger RNA. The record is from the annotation of a GenBank genome assembly. NCBI's taxonomy places the organism in Eukaryota, Metazoa, Rotifera, Eurotatoria, Philodinida, Philodinidae.